CGCCGCCGCCAUGCGCUGGGUCCGCGCGCUGCUGAAGAAUGCUUCCCUGGCAGGGGCGCCCAAGUACAUCGAGCACUUCAGCAAGUUCUCCCCGUCCCCGCUCUCCAUCAAGCAGUUUCUGGACUUCGGGUCCAGCAAUGCCUGUGAGAAAACCUCAUUCACCUUCCUCAGGCAGGAGUUGCCUGUGCGCCUGGCCAACAUCAUGAAAGAGAUCAACCUGCUUCCCGACCGGGUGCUGAGCACACCCUCGGUGCAGCUGGUACAGAGCUGGUAUGUCCAGAGUCUCCUGGACAUCAUGGAGUUCCUGGACAAGGACCCUGAGGACCAUCGGACCCUGAGCCAGUUCACCGACGCCCUGGUCACCAUCCGGAACCGCCACAAUGACGUGGUGCCCACCAUGGCGCAGGGCGUGCUGGAGUACAAGGACGCCUACGGCGACGACCCCGUCUCCAACCAGAACAUCCAGUAUUUCCUGGAUCGCUUCUACCUCAGCCGCAUCUCCAUCCGCAUGCUCAUCAACCAGCACACCUUGAUCUUUGACGGCAGCACCAACCCAGCCCACCCCAAACACAUCGGCAGCAUCGACCCCAACUGCAGCGUCUCUGAGGUGGUGAAAGAUGCCUACGACAUGGCCAAGCUCCUGUGUGACAAGUAUUACAUGGCGUCACCUGACCUGGAGAUCCAGGAGAUCAAUGCAUCCAACUCCAAACAGCCGAUUCACAUGGUCUAUGUCCCCUCCCACCUCUACCACAUGCUUUUUGAACUCUUCAAGAAUGCCAUGCGAGCGACUGUGGAAAGCCAUGAAUCCAGCCUCACUCUCCCACCUCUCAAGGUCAUGGUGGCCUUGGGCGAGGAAGAUCUUUCCAUCAAAAUGAGUGACCGAGGUGGUGGUGUUCCCUUGAGGAAGAUUGAGCGACUCUUCAGCUAUAUGUACUCCACGGCCCCCACGCCUCAGCCUGGCACCGGGGGAACCCCACUGGCUGGCUUCGGGUAUGGGCUCCCGAUUUCCCGCCUGUAUGCCAAGUACUUCCAGGGGGACCUGCAGCUCUUCUCCAUGGAGGGCUUUGGGACUGACGCUGUCAUCUAUCUCAAGGCCCUGUCCACGGACUCGGUGGAACGCCUGCCCGUCUACAACAAGUCAGCCUGGCGCCACUACCAGACCAUCCAGGAGGCCGGUGAUUGGUGUGUGCCCAGCACGGAGCCUAAGAACACGUCCACGUACCGUGUCAGCUAGAGGCCACCCCACUCAUCUGCACCCAAGAGGAUGGACUGCUGUCUCUGGAUCCGGCCACCAUGGUGACCCUCCCUGUCCCCACCCCAGGUUGGGGGAGGCUCUCCCUGAUGACCAGCUUCUUGUCUCUGUGGAAAUCACUGCGGUGA
This is a messenger RNA of Lipotes vexillifer (Yangtze River dolphin), 1380 nucleotides long. RefSeq names its product pyruvate dehydrogenase kinase 2 (gene PDK2). Gene Ontology annotation, molecular function: pyruvate dehydrogenase (acetyl-transferring) kinase activity. Gene Ontology annotation, biological process: protein phosphorylation; regulation of glucose metabolic process. NCBI's taxonomy places the organism in Eukaryota, Metazoa, Chordata, Mammalia, Artiodactyla, Lipotidae. Gene Ontology annotation, cellular component: mitochondrion. Bases 11 to 1234 code for a protein of 407 amino acids. The record is from RefSeq and is a predicted model, not a curated record. The transcript has 11 exons.